Messenger RNA from Mercurialis annua (annual mercury), 2736 nucleotides. Its product is annotated as probable 1-deoxy-D-xylulose-5-phosphate synthase, chloroplastic. The coding region runs from base 335 to 2488 and encodes 717 amino acids. Gene Ontology annotation, biological process: terpenoid biosynthetic process. NCBI's taxonomy places the organism in Eukaryota, Viridiplantae, Streptophyta, Magnoliopsida, Malpighiales, Euphorbiaceae. The record is from RefSeq and is a predicted model, not a curated record. The transcript is spliced from 10 exons. Gene Ontology annotation, molecular function: 1-deoxy-D-xylulose-5-phosphate synthase activity.
UUGCUCUUACUUUUUACACUUGAUGCCAUUUGGGUCUCUGAAAUAUAUGCUCGUCAUUUUGUGUGGUUGCCUCCUGACCUCUAUAGCUAGCUUCCUUCCUGACUCCGUUUAUAUUUUAGUGCUAUUUUUUUAACUUUGCCGUUUUUGAUACCAAUCGUCAUCUUCGUCACCGCUUCUGCAACCUUCUUCUGUCUUAUCUGCUUAUGGCAGAAUCAUCAGCCGUUUUAUUAUAAUCUUUAUGAUUAAAAAUUACCCAUACUUGAAGAUCCUAAAUGUGCUCUUUUUUCAGUAAGACUUACUUUUUGAGAACCUGGGUUUUCUUUCUGUUUUUGUAAUGGGUACUGCUUGUGCCCGCUACCCUUAUGGAAUCACUGCACAUUCCUGCAGAAAAUCUGGUCGAAAAUUGGAUAAUUUAAGCUCUUAUUUUCCUAAUACAAUUGGGUUUUCAAGAACUUACCUCUACCAAACUUCUGCAUCCACCUCUAUUUAUAAGGGAUUUGUUAGUCAAAUAUAUUCAGUACCUGAUCUUGAUGAUAUCUUUUGGGAGAAAGUUCCUACACCCAUACUUGAUGUGGUUGACAACCCUCUCCAUUUGAAGAAUUUGUCUACUCAGGAGUUGAAAGAGCUGGCGGAUGAAAUACGAGAAGAGUUGUCGUCUAUAAUGUCGAGGACUCAAAAGUCCUUUAAAGCUAGUUUAGCUGUGGUGGAAUUGACAAUUGCCCUGCACCAUGUUUUUCAUGCUCCAGUUGACAAAAUACUUUGGGAUGUUGGCGAACAGACAUAUGCACACAAAAUUCUCACAGGAAGACGUUCCCUUAUGCAUACUCUGAGACAAAGGAAUGGUCUUUCUGGUUUUACGUCUCGGUCUGAAAGUGAAUAUGAUCCAUUUGGAGCUGGGCACGGAUGCAAUAGUGUUUCCGCUGGGCUUGGCAUGGCAGUUGCCCGUGAUAUAAAAGGAAAACGGGACCGUAUCGUAACAAUCAUCAGCAAUGGGACAACUAUGGCUGGUCAGGUCUAUGAAGCAAUGAGUAAUGCAGGCUAUUUGGACUCAAAUAUGAUAAUCAUUUUAAAUGACAGCCAUCACUCUUUGCACCCAAAGAUUGAAGAAGGCCCCAAGACUUCAAUAAAUGCUCUAUCUAGUACUCUGAGUAAGCUCCAGUCAAGUAAAUCAUUCCGGAAGUUUAGAGAAGCUGCAAAGGGCGUUACCAAGAGGAUUGGUAUGGGUAUGCACGAAUUAGCAGCCAAAGUGGAUGAGUAUGCACGUGGUAUGAUAGGUCCUCUAGGAUCAACUCUAUUUGAAGAACUUGGUUUGUAUUACAUAGGCCCUGUUGAUGGACACAACAUUGAAGACCUGGUUUGCGUUCUACAAGAAGUGGCAUCUCUAGAUUCGAUGGGUCCUGUAUUGGUGCAUGUAAUAACGGAAGAAAAUCAAGGAACAAAAUAUAAGCCAAAAAUUGAUGCAUUAGUGAGCCUACAGGAAGGUUUAUGCAACUCCGAUUCAUUUUUGUAUAAUAUUCACACUCGAACAUAUAGUGAUUGCUUCGUAGAGGCUUUGAUUAUGGAGGCAGAGAAGGACAAAGAUAUUGUAAUUGUUCAUGCUGGAAUGGACAUGGAAACAUCAUUUCAACAAAUUCAGGAAAGAUUUCCAGACAGAUUUUUUGAUGUGGGAAUGGCUGAGCAGCAUGCUGUAACUUUUUCUGCUGGUCUAUCCUGUGGAGGACUGAAGCCAUUUUGCAUAAUUCCUUCUACCUUUCUACAAAGAGCAUAUGACCAGGUAGUCCAUGAUGUGGAUCAGCAGAAGAUUCCAGUUCGUUUUGUCAUUCCAAGUGCUGGAUUAGUUGGGUCUGACGGUCCUAUGCAGUGUGGUUCUUUUGACAUAACAUUCAUGUCUUGUUUACCAAACAUGAUUGUUAUGGCACCAUCUGAUGAGGAGGAACUCGUGGAUAUGAUUGCUACUGCAGUUCACAUUGACGAUCGUCCAGUCUGCUUUCGUUAUCCAAGGGGUGUCAUUGUUGGGACAGGCCAUUUUACGCACACAGGAAUUCCAAUUGAGAUUGGAAAGGGAAAAGUUCUUAUAGAGGGGAAAGAUGUUGUUUUGCUUGGUUAUGGGUCAAUGGUUCAGAACUGUCUCAAAGCUCGACACCUUCUUUCAAAGCUUGGCAUUGAGGUAACGGUUGCCAAUGCAAGAUUCUGCAAACCACUCGACAUGAAGCUUCUGAGAGAGCUGUGCGAAAACCAUGCAUUUAUAGUCACAGUUGAGGAAGGCUCAGUUGGAGGAUUUGGAUCUCAUGUUUCACAAUUCCUUUCUCUUGAUGGGCAGCUAGAUGGUAAAGUGAAGUGGCGACCAAUCAUGUUACCAGACCGGUAUAUCGAGCACGCACUCCCAAAGGAACAGCUUAAUAUGGCUGGGCUCACUGGACAUCACAUUGCUGCAACCGUACUAAGACUGCUGGGUCGGACCCGUGAAGCUCUCCUUCUAAUGUGUUAGAACUCUAUAUAACUAUUUUAUUGCAAAAGAGUUAUCAGAUUGAAGGUGAGUCAGGCAAACAGAGAUGAAAGCUUAAGAAGUUGGUGUGUUUAGAGUUAGUUUGUGAUGGAUACUUUUGUAGGUUGUAUAAAUCAAUAUUAAUUAAGAUGACAAAUGAGGUUUGUAAUAAUUGUAUAGAACUGCGAAAGUAGAAGAUUGCAUGGUUGAUCUCAUUUUUCUGCAUGAAUACAAACCAAGGCAGAACCCUA